CAGUGACUCUUUGUGUCUCCAUCCGAGGCUGGACCAGGGCUGGAUCUUGAGGCAGCUGAAGCUGGUGCAGCGCUGCCCCUGGGCGCAUAAUGCCAGCGCCCUGGGCCAGUACAGGGAACAGCUGGGGGGCUGCUGUAACGCUUCAGACGACCUGGUGCUGACCCAGAACAACACCCAGCUGGGCUCCCAGAUCGUCUACGACGCUCAGCAGGACAAGAAGCAUCCAGUGAAGGAGGAGCUGCUGGAGAUGCUGCCACAGGUCUCCCCGUUUCAGGGUGCCCCCUACGAGUGCUGUGCCGUGGUGGGGAAUGGGGGGAUCCUUCGUAACAGCGGCUGUGGCCCUGAGAUCGACCGCGCCCAGUUCGUCAUCAGGUUCAACCUGCCCCCCAUGGACUUUGCUGACGACGUGGGCACGAAAUCGAGUGUCGUCACCAUGAACCCCAGCAUCCUGCACGACCGGUUCAGGGGUCUGAGCCGCUGGCGCCGACCCUUCGCAGAGGCGGUGGGUAUCUACGGGGCCCCGCUGCUCCUCAUCCCGGCCUUCAGCUUCGUCGGCCAGAGCACAGUCUCGUUCCAGGCACUCUACACCCUGGAGGACUUUGGCUCCCCAGCCCGCCCCGUCUUCAUGAAUCCCGAGUACCUGGCGGGGCUGGACGGGCACUGGCGUUCCCGUGGCCUGCGCGUCAACCGCCUCUCCUCGGGCUUCAUGCUGGUGAGCGCCGCCCUGGAGCUGUGCCAGCACCUCACCCUCUACGGCUUCUGGCCCUUCCCCACCGACCCCGAGGGGCGGCCCCUGCUCCACCACUACUAUGACAACCAGCCCCCCAAGCCAGGCGUUCACACCAUGCCCGACGAGUUCACCCGCUACCUGGACAUGCACAUGCAGGGCGCGCUGCGGCUGCAUCUGGGGCGCUGCCAGUGA
This is a messenger RNA of Trachemys scripta elegans, 922 nucleotides long. RefSeq names its product alpha-2,8-sialyltransferase 8E-like. Gene Ontology annotation, biological process: oligosaccharide metabolic process; N-glycan processing. NCBI's taxonomy places the organism in Eukaryota, Metazoa, Chordata, Testudines, Emydidae. Bases 248 to 922 code for a protein of 224 amino acids. The record is from RefSeq and is a predicted model, not a curated record. Gene Ontology annotation, molecular function: alpha-N-acetylneuraminate alpha-2,8-sialyltransferase activity. The transcript is spliced from 5 exons.